Molecule: messenger RNA, 5220 nt
Organism: Pangasianodon hypophthalmus (striped catfish)
Lineage: Eukaryota; Metazoa; Chordata; Actinopteri; Siluriformes; Pangasiidae
Gene: reck
Product: reversion-inducing-cysteine-rich protein with kazal motifs
Exons: 21
Coding region: 161-3055 (964 amino acids)
Biological process (GO): blood vessel maturation; sprouting angiogenesis; extracellular matrix organization
Cellular component (GO): plasma membrane
Molecular function (GO): metalloendopeptidase inhibitor activity; protein binding
Source: RefSeq, a predicted model, not a curated record
UGUGUGUGUGUGUGUGUGUGUGUGUGGAGCACGGAAGAAAAAGCCGCAAACACGCUGAUGUAGAGUUAUCUGCCCGGGGGAGAUGUUCUCAUGGAGCUGCUCACACCGACAGCGUCUCGUUUGUGUUUGACUUCACCAUGCACUUCAGGACUUCAAUAAGAUGCGUGUGUGUUGUCAGAUAAUCAUUUUGCUUCUCGCCUGCAACUUCUGCGCCUUGGUUUAUACUCAGGACCCCUCCUGCUGCCAUCAUGCCGCGGAGCUCCCCCAGUGUAAAGACGCGUGCGAUCAGCUUGCAACUAUUAGAAGUGAAUCCCGUCUGAAGCACCUUCUCCAGCGUUUACCAAGUUACUGUCCCGAGUCUAUGAAUGAGCUUUGGAUCUGCAUUAACUCUACAUUACCUGGGGCAUCAAGGAAAUCAGAUGGAUGGGUCGGCCUUGGCUGCUGUGAACUGGCCAUCUCAGCAGAGUGCCGCAGGGAAUGCAAGCAGGCAUCAUCUAAGAAUGAUAUCACAAAAGUGUGUAGAAAGGACACAGAGAAACCACUCUACAGCUGUAUCACCAAAAAUGAAAUGGGCUCAGUGUGCUGCAGCUAUGCAGGGAGACACACUCACUGCCGGGAAUACUGCCAGGCCAUCUUCCGCACAGACUCCUCACCCACUGUGUCACAGAUCAACACUGUCAAGGAGUACUGCCAGACCAUUAGCCCUCAGCUCAUCAGCUGCGUGGCCGACUACACCAAAUCAUACCCGACCAGGAGUCCCAUCGAUAGCCUGUACUGUUGUGACCGGGCGGAGGAGGCACACUGCCAGACGGCGUGUAAACGGAUCCUGCGCACCAUGAACACCGAACACGAGAUCAUGGAGGGCCUGAUUGCAGAAUGCGGAAGCGAGCCCCUUCCCCAGGACCCACUGUGGCAGUGCUUUCUGGGUAGCGCUCACCCUCCAGCCAAAAGUGACCCAGAGACCUCCCCAACAGCCAAGAUGGACUGCGCCAAGCUCCACUGCUGCUCCAAAGCGAAUACCUCACAGUGCAGAGUUAUGUGCCAGGAGAUCAGCACCAACUGGGGAAGUCAGAUGUUGCAGGAGUUUGACCAGCUCUGUGAGUACAGCCCUGUGGAGACAGAUCUCAUCACCUGCCUGGCAGAUGUGAGGGAACCGUGCCAGCUGGGCUGCAAAGAUCUCACCUACUGCACCAACUUUAACAACAGGCCAACUGAGCUCUUUCGGAGUUGCAACAUCCAGUCUGACCAGGGCGCCAUGAAUGACAUCAAACUUUGGUCCAAUGGAACCAUAAAGAUGCCUCUGAUGAACAUCCCAGUGUUGGACAUCAGGAAGUGCCGGCCUGAGAUGUGGAAGGCUGUGGCCUGCGCACUCCAAAUCAAACCCUGCUACAGCAAAUCAAGAAGCAGCGUCAUCUGCAAAUCGGACUGCGUGGACAUCCUGACCCACUGCGGCGACUUCUCACGCUUCCCAGAAGGCCACUCCCCAGAGCAGAUCUGUGGCCUUCUGUCCCCUACCGAUGACCCAGAGAGAUGCAUUCCUCUGCAGAGAUACCUCACUCCUAGUCCCUUUGAGAACAUCGUCGAGGAGGUGAUCCAUCCCUGUAAUCCCAACCCAUGUCCCAGCAACCAUCUGUGUGAAGUAAACAGGAAGGGCUGUCACCCAGGACAAGACUGCCUGCCUUACUUCUGUGUGCCUGGCUGCAAACUGGGUGAAGCUUCCGAAUUCCUAGUGCACAUGGAGGCUCGGAUCCAGGUUCCAGUGCGCACCGGCCAGACAGGCUGUUACGAGGUGUGCACCUGCGGGCAGAGCGGCCGUCUGGAAAACUGCGCCGAGAUGCCCUGCGUCGACACCACCAAGACCUGCACUGUCGGAGGACAGAGGAAAAGUCAUGGAGCAUCUUUCACAGUGGACUGUAAGUCCUGCUUUUGCUACGCUGGAGAAACCGUCUGCUUCCCACCACAGUGCCCCAGUCUAGACAGCUCAGGCGAGCCCCGCCGAGCAUUUACAGGUCUUCCAUGUGGCUGUCCCGAUCAUUUUGUUCCAGUGUGUGCCCGUAAUGGACGCACGUACCCCAGUGCCUGUGUGGCACGCUGCAUGGGCUUCCAAGACAAUCAGUUUGUGUUUGGCUCCUGCAGGAGCACAGGACCCUGCUCACCCAACCCCUGCCAGAGGAACCAGAGGUGCAUCCCUAAGCGACGUGUGUGUCUGACGAAUACGACAGACUACCCGUGUCUGCAGUACCAGUGUGUUGGCCGCCCUUCCGGCUGCGACCCGAACCAGCUGGAUCCGGCCUGCGACACGGACAACAUGGAGCACACCAACUUGUGUCUGCUGUACCAGAGCGGCAAAACCCUAGCAUACAUGGGUCACUGUCAGGACGCCUGCAGGGUAACUCGGGAAGUGUGUGGGCACAACGGUGAGACGUAUAACACAGUGUGUGAGGCGUUUUCGGACCGCGUGGCUGUGGAUUAUCAGGGACGCUGCCACGCUUUGGGUUCUGUGUCAGGUUUCCCGUCUGAUUCAGGCUGUAACGCCGUGCCCUGUCCUCCCCUCUCUGCUGCGGGCUGUAACCCCAUCACUCCACCCGGUGCAUGUUGCCCUGUGUGUGCCGGGAUGUUGCAGAUCCUCUGGAAUAAACAGCAGAUGAAUGUCUUUGCCAAGCUGAACCAGAAUCAGCCGGUCACGGUGCAUGACAUCCUGAGAGUCCUGCGUCUGCACAUCUCCGUUCCUCAGUGUGAUAUCUUCGGCUACCUGAGCAUCGACUCCGAGAUCGUGGUCCUCAUCGUACCUGUGGACCAGCAGCCUACACCACUGCAGAUUGAAGCCUGCAGCAAAGAAGCCGAGAAGAUCGACUCUCUCAUUAACUCAGGCAGUCCCACGCUGGUGUCCCACGUCCCCCUGUCUGCCUUCCUGACCUCCGAGCUCAAACUGUCCACCGUUAGCUCUGCUGCUCCCACCAGCACCCCUUCCCUCCGUGUGUCCACCUGUCUCUCUCUCAGUCUCCUCCUCACAUUCCUGCUGUCCUACCUAAACAACCUGAACGGUCGUUGCUGAGCAACAGCGCCCCAGGACUGACCUUUGACCUUCCUCGCCUUGUUCCUAAAAGCCCCAGUCUGCAUGGCCUUGACAAUCACAGAAACGCCAAGCUGAUGAGAACAAUCACUCGAAAUGUGACAGGACAAUGAAGUUAAGGAACUUUUGAGCUGUAUUCCUGUCAAGGGUAAGCUGGAUCGAGUCUUUUUUUUUUUUUUACAGUCACAGAGCAGAGAGCCUCAGAAAGUGUGAGGAAUAAAGCAAGGAGAUGGAUAGGAGUGAGAUCUCCGAUUGAAUUUCUGGCUCUGGUGCUCCUCUCUGAUGCCUUUCACUGCCAGUUCACUGGAGCAGAUUCUUUAAACAAUAUACGUUUCACACACCUCAUUUUAUAGAUAAGAACUGAAGAAAAUAAUCAGUGGAAGUGGAGAAGGCUUUCUACCCCAAAAUGAAAGGGACCUUUCUUCAUUCCUCUCUGUAUAUAAUUUAAUAGACCUAAAGGGAGAAACUAUAGCCAUCCUAAGCCGGUUUUACACUGUGCGAUUUCGGCCGUUUUUUAACGAUUAUUAGAGCAUCUUAGAGGAUUGUUAAAGAAAGAUCAUUUAAGACUGCGAUCAAAGAAAAUUACUAUGUUCCGCUUACCAAUUAGUGUAAUCUGGGCUCGUGUAGGAAAGGCGGACGCAUAAACAGAAACAUGACUGAAAGUAAGCUUGUGGCGAUGAGCGUAUUUUGUCUGUCCAUUAGCCUGGUUUGUUUACGUUUCGUCAUUGCCGUUACUGAAUUUGUAGCUGUCCAGCGAUUUUUGCGCCGUCCACCUCUUGACGCCUUUCAGACAAGCAUCGUAGCAGCGAUCACACUGAGAUUUUAAUCACAAUUUUCUGACACUACCAGAACUUUGUUGUCUUUUGUUGCAAGGGUGCUGAAUCAGCCACCAGUGAGCAUGUAAUAUACAUAAUAGGCAUUCAAAAUGAUGGAUUAUACUUGCUUUUAACUAUGCGUUCACAUACGCAAGAUGGCCGCCGCACAUAUCCUGCGGUCGUUCGGAGUGUCGCUUGUGCACGGCCUCAGAAAUUAAUGGUACGCUUCCAUUUUCUAGAUUAGUAAAUACUUUUGAAUGUAAGGUCAGAGUUUAUGAUUUGAGACUCAUGACGACAAUCAUGAUGACAGCAGAAAGUUUCAACAGAGCUUGCUGAAAACGGCUAACAUUUUACAGUUUGACUUGGAAACCAGAUAGACAGAGAUGUUUUGGCUCUAAAGUACCAUGUAGUGGAUAUGGCUUUUAAUCCUCCAGACGUACAUAAAGUACACAGGUUAGCAUGUGAACAAUGCUGCUCACGUUGCCACUGCUUUCGUACAUGUCAAGCGUAAGACAGAUGAUCACAAGACAUGACAAAAAAUAUUGUACAACGUGCAAUUUUUGUCUGCUAAAGCAAAAUCAGGCCGGAAAUCAUACAGUGUAAAGCCGGCUUUAAUGAAUAUGACAAUCAUAUCCACAAUUGGGUAAUUACAACAGUAUGCCUUGUUUAUAUAGAUUAUAUAUGUAUGUAAAGAUUUAUUAUAUAAUGAAGUAUUGCAAAAAAAUAAAGUAUGUUGUUAAAAAUAGUUAAAUGUUUAUUUUAAGAUGUUUUCUGACCCGGAGGUCAGAGCCACAAUGUGCCAUUUUGAAAUCUUAUUCUUGCAUGAUGACAAUUAUGAAGUGUUUUUACAGAAAGCUUUGUAUCGUUUUGUCCUGUCCAUGUCUUAUUACGUGUCAAAUGAAGGAUUUCCUAUUUUAACAGUAUUAUCGUGCUUGGGCAGCUUUGUAGCAUUUCCACUCAGUGGAGCUUUGUGCUCUUUUAUGUUUGUGUGUUUGCAAUUCAACUGAUGUAUUUUUAUAAGAUAAUAAUAAAAAGUGUUCAUAUUGCCAAGUGUAAAUCGUGUCAGGCCGAAUGUAUGUCAUGUUUUUUUCUCUGAAGUCUCUUUUUUGUGCAUCAGCUUUUUGUGUUUAUAAACUGCUGUUUUGUCAUCACUCUAACGUGGCGCUAUUGCGUAAGCAGCAUGAGGCUGAUUACGCAAAAGCUUCAGAAUUGUACACUGACACUGACCAUCAUCAAAAAGGGGAAGAAUAUUCUCUCCCACACCAACGCACAUCUUUUUUUUCCCUAAUACUUUCCUAAAUGAUAUCAGUUCCCAUACUUACAACCUAUCAG